Messenger RNA from Trifolium pratense (red clover), 1326 nucleotides. RefSeq names its product sigma intracellular receptor 2-like. The transcript has 2 exons. Bases 123 to 740 code for a protein of 205 amino acids. Gene Ontology annotation, cellular component: endoplasmic reticulum. The record is from RefSeq and is a predicted model, not a curated record. NCBI's taxonomy places the organism in Eukaryota, Viridiplantae, Streptophyta, Magnoliopsida, Fabales, Fabaceae.
CGAUCCCUACCGGUUUAUAUCGGUUAGACCGGUUCAAAUGUAUGAGUGGUUUAACAUAGUGACCGGACCGGCCAUUUGCCCGGUUGUGGUCUGACCCGUAUGGUUUUCAAAAGACCGGCUUUAUGUUCAGUGGAAUUUCCAAGGAUCCAAGAAAGAUCCUUCUUUUUCUUCUUCCAAGAUCCCUCAAUCUCUCACACACAAACAAACAAACAAACAAACAAGAAAAAAAACCAAACAUGGGUGUUGUGUUAAAUCUUGUAGAUGCAAUCUUGUUCCUAUUGUUUCUAUUGAUAGCAAUUGUAGCACCAUUGAUAGAUGCUCAAACAUGUCUCCCUCUAUCCUACUUUCCUGAUAUUCUUGUCAAUGUUAAAACAUGGUACACCAAUGAAUAUGGUGAUUAUCUUGUUGCUGAAAAACCACAUUUCUUUGUUGGUCUUAUUUGGCUAGAACUUGUCUUUCAAUGGCCUCUUUCUCUUAUCAAUCUCUAUGCUAUGUUAUCUUCUAAGCCUUGGUUUAAUACCACUUGUUUGAUCUAUGGUGUUUCUCUUUCCACUUCUAUGGUUGCUGUAUUAUCAGAAAUGAUGGGAUCCAAGAAAGCAUCUGAUAAACUAUUGACAAUGUAUUUCCCUUUCAUGUGUUUGGGUGUUUUAGCUACUCUCAGAGGGUUGUUGACAAAUUCUUCAAAGUCUUCAUCAGCUUUUGGCAAGAGACCUGCAAUGGCGAGGAAAAAACAAGCUUGAAACAGUUUUUAUUGAAUCAAAUUUGAGAAAAUGGGAAGAGAAGAAGACUAGUAGGUGUGAAAGGAUGUAUCAUGCAGAUUUCCUUUGUCUAACCACGUUUUGGUACUUUUUAGUGUUGAGGUUGUAUUUAAUCGAUUAAUCAUUGAAAUUGUUAGGGUUAUUGAAAUUAGUUCCUCAAAUUUGUGAAAUAGCAAUUUAGUCUCUUAAAUUGAACAAUAUCGGUCAAUAUAGCUCUUUUUCUAAGUUUAACACUACAAUUUUGAAAUAUUUAUCUUGAUGUAUGUAGCAAGAGAUUAUUCAAAUCAAUAUGUAGUUUUUCCUUAGUUUUGACGAAUGUUUAUAAAAGCAAUAUUUUGACGGAUCGACUAAAUUGAUUAACUUUCUUUAAGAGACUAAUCAGCUAUUCGUAAAUUUGAGGGACUAAAUUGUUCGACUCUUACAAUUUUGAGUACAGAAAUGCUCAUUUACUCUAUUUAAUUCUUUGUGUGUCCUAUGUUUAGGUAUUUGAGAAAAAUAUUUUGAUUCAUGUAUACAUCAAAUUCCAUUGUGUUGAUUACUUUGCCAUGAUUAGAAAUAAAUGCUAACU